CGUUUCUUCCCUCCCUCCCCUCAGCAAGAAUCGGGACAGCGUCCUACCUUGCAUAUUUGUUUCACGAAUUCUACCAAAUACAUGAUGAGCGUCGAUCGCGCCGAGAGGCUGCUGGAAGAGGCAUUCAAGAUCCAGGGCCGGGACAAGAAGGGACGCAAGAUCCUCCGCAUCGUCGGCAAGUUCUUUCCCGCGAGGGAAUUGAUGGGCGCGGGACAGGGUGGAGGCGGCGAGGAGGCGCUGCAGGGUUUUCUGGAGAGGAGGGUGUUCCCGGAGAUCGGCGGGGCGCCGUUCGUGGUGGUGUACAUGCACUCCCUCGUGCAGCGGUCCGAAAACUUCCCCGGCGUGGCGGCGCUGCGGUCGGCCUACGAGGCGCUCCCUGCCGCCGUCCGCGACGGGCUGCGCGCCGUCUACUUCGUGCACCCGGGCUUGCAGGCCCGCCUGUUCUUCGCCACCUUCGGUCGCUUCCUCUUCAGUGCCGGGUUGUACCGGAAGCUGCGGUACGUGAGCCGCCUGGAGUUCCUUUGGGAGCACAUGAGGAGAGGGGAGGUGGAGGUGCCGGAGUUCGUUGAGGACCACGACGAGGAGCUGGAGCACCGCCCCCUCAUGGACUACGGCCUAGUGGAGAGCGACCACCACCACCGUGCCUUCGACGACCCCGCCAUAGACUCCGCCGCCUCCAUGCACUCGCUCCGCUGCAUCUCCUAGCCCUGUGGGAGGACCAUUAUGCUCCCCCUGUUUUCUUACUUGUAUUUGUUACUUCGGAUUGCGAAAGGCCGUAACUGUAAAUACAUAUACAUAUAAGAGUAGCUUUUAAAUCUAAAAGCGGUUGCGUCGGUUUGGAUCAA
Messenger RNA from Musa acuminata subsp. malaccensis (wild Malaysian banana), 845 nucleotides. RefSeq lists its product as uncharacterized. Lineage: Eukaryota; Viridiplantae; Streptophyta; Magnoliopsida; Zingiberales; Musaceae. The record is from RefSeq and is a predicted model, not a curated record.